Molecule: messenger RNA, 6479 nt
Organism: Candoia aspera
Lineage: Eukaryota; Metazoa; Chordata; Lepidosauria; Squamata; Candoiidae
Gene: ZNF865
Product: zinc finger protein 865
Exons: 2
Coding region: 255-3200 (981 amino acids)
Biological process (GO): regulation of transcription by RNA polymerase II
Molecular function (GO): DNA-binding transcription factor activity; RNA polymerase II cis-regulatory region sequence-specific DNA binding
Source: RefSeq, a predicted model, not a curated record
AGCAGGAAACGGUGCUCUUGCUUGGGGAGGGGAACUUCCGGUUCCGGCCGGGCCUGUGUGAGUUGCAGCCUGGCAGUGCCCCCCUGCCCCCACCCGUGAGGGAGCAGAAACGCCCCCCGCGUAUCCUGGGGGUAAGGGAAGGGCCAGGGGGCAUCCCCCGCUCCAAUCUUGCUACCCAAGGACCAGCCCCUGCCUGGGGCGCGGAGGAGGCUGGGGCAGCGCCACACACCGGCAGUGCCCCCUCCUGGGUGGAGAUGGAAGCCAAUGCAGCAAGCGAUGAGGGUGUGCAUUUCCAGAGCUACCCUUUUGACUUCUUGGAGUUCCUGAACCACCAGCGCUUUGAACCUAUGGAGGCCUAUAACCACGAACACGCCAAAGCUGUCGCUGCCCUCCCUUGCCCACAGCCGCAGUAUGAAUAUGCCCAGCCACCAACAGCUGCUCCGCCUGCUCACUUUGACCGUGUCCCUGCCACCAUUGGCACACCUAAACCCAAAGCUGAGGGCCCGUCCUCCUCUUCUUCCUCAGCCACCUCGUCUGGUACCGUUCAAGUCAAGAAAGCUGAACCGGGGGGCCCUGCACCCCCUCCACCCCCCCAGCAGCAGCAGCAGCAACCACCAUACAGCACUCCAGCAGUGGUACCAACAGCAGGCCAGCCUCUCUUUGAUAGUACAGCAGCAGCUGCUGCCGCUGCUGCUGCUUACAACACUCCUCAGUGGGGCAUAGUGGACCUUUCUGGCCACCAGCAUCUCUUCAGCAGCCUGAAACGUGGGCAGGCUCCACCCCCAGCCACAGCCACAGCCGCUCCUGACAGCCAGGCAGGCAAGGACGAUAAGAACUAUUUCCGGCGACUGAAAUAUUUCAUUGAUCGGCGCUUCCCGUGUGGGGUGUGUCAGAAGUCAUUCAAGCAGUCGUCGCAUCUUGUGCAACACAUGUUGGUGCAUACAGGCGAGCGGCCCUAUGAAUGCACCACCUGUGGCCGUACCUAUAACCACAUUUCCAGUCUCAUCCGGCACCGCCGUUGUCACAAAGACACCGAGGAUGUUGCUGCCGCCGCCAAUGCAGCAGCUGCCAACGCAGCGGCUGUCAGUGUAGCAGCUGCCAAUGCAGCGGUAGCAGCUGCCGCCGCCGCUGCUGCCACUGCCAACACAGCAGCAGCACCUGGCGCUGAGGGAGCAGCCCAGCCUCCUGCCCAAAGUGGCAACCCGCAGUCAGUGCCUGCACCAUCUGGAGGAACAGCCCCAUCUGCGCUCAGUGCCGCCAUAGCUCAAGCCGAAGGCCCUUUUACCUGCUCUCUCUGCUGGAAAGUGUUUAAAAAGCCAAGCCACCUGCACCAGCAUCAGAUUAUCCACACCGGUGAGAAGCCGUUCUCGUGCUCCGUCUGCCAGAAGAGCUUUAAUCGCCGCGAGAGCUUAAAGCGACAUGUGCGGACUCACUCGGACCUCUUGCGCGUGCAGUGUGGGGUUUGUGGCAAGGAAUUCCGGGAUGCCUCCUACCUGCUCAAGCACCAGGCAACUCAUGCGCCCCCUGGAACUUUACCUCCACGCCCUGAGUACAAAUGCGACAUCUGCGGCAAGGGCUAUGUGGCUCCCCAGAAUCUACUCCGUCAUCGGCAGCUGCAACACGAGGGUGCCCAGCUGCCCAAGGAUGGCACCAACACCUUGCCUUAUCUGCCACCAGGGGCCUACCUCCUUCCACAAGACCCACAAGGCGCAGGCUCCGAGGGGGACACCAAGCCGACAUCGUACGGCCUCUUGGGUGCCCAUCCAUUGCUGGUGGGGACAGCGGCAGGCAAGAAUUUCUGCUGUGGGAUUUGUGGCCGUGGCUUUGGGCGACGGGAGACACUAAAGCGGCACGAGCGGAUCCACACAGGUGAGAAACCUCACCAGUGUGCAGUGUGUGGGAAGCGUUUCCGUGAAUCUUUCCACCUCAGCAAACACCACGUGGUGCAUACUCGGGAGAGGCCAUACAAAUGUGAGAUAUGCGGGAAGGUUUUUGGUUACCCGCAAAGCUUAACUCGGCACAAACAGAUUCACCGGUUGCAGCUCCCUUGCUCUUUGCCCCCCAUGGGGCCCUCACUGACUCCCAUGGGGCCUUCUCUGCCUCCACCCCCUGAGGGACUAACUUACGGCUGUUCUGACUGCGGAGAGCGCUUUCCUGAUCUUUUUCAUGUCAUGAGCCACAAGGAGGUCCAUGUGGCCGAGAAGCCAUAUCCUUGUGACGUGUGUGGGAAAUGUUUUGGUUUCAUUGAGAAUCUCAUGUGGCACAAACUUGUCCACCAAGCUGCUCCUGAGCGACUUCUACCACCAGAUGAAACAGCAGCUGCUGUUGCCCCUCUAGAGAACGGGCUAGCUAGUGGGGACAACAUGUCAUCGUAUGAAGAUCACCACCCUACCUUGCCAAGCGGAGAACGUUUCUCCUGUUCCAUUUGUGGCCAGACCUUCAAGCAUUUCCUGGGACUGGUGACCCACAAGUAUGUGCAUCUGGUGCGUCGCACAUUGGCCUGCUCAGUCUGUGGACAGAGUUUUGCUGGAGCCUAUGACCUGCUGUUGCAUCGUCGCACGCACUUGCAGAAGCGGCACUUCUCUUGCCCAGUCUGUGGCAAGCGCUUCUGGGAGGCUGCCCUUCUCAUGCGUCACCAGCGCUGUCACACCGAGGAGCGCCCGUACCGCUGUGCAGUCUGUGGGCGUGGCUUCCUGCGCUCGUGGUACCUGCGCCAACACAAAGUGGUUCACACUGGGGAGCGUGCUUACAAGUGUGCCCUCUGCAACAAGCGCUUUGCCCAGUCAUCCAGUCUGGCAGAACACCAGCGCCUCCAUGUAGUUGCCCGGCCUCAGCGUUGCCCUACCUGUGGCAAGACCUUCCGCUACCGUAGCAACCUUCUGGAACACCAGCGGGUACACCUGGGUGAGAAAGUCUACCGCUGUGACCGCUGCUCCAAGAGCUUCUUCUAUCUGUCAUCCAUUCUGCGUCACCAACGCUCCCAUGAUGCUAAGCGUGAAUUAAGAUGUGGGGCGUGCCUCAAGCUCUUCAAAGACCCCAAGUAUUUCAGCAAACACCUCCAGGCCCAUCAGGGAGGACGGCCCUUCAAGUGCAGCACCUGCGGAGAAGCGUUCUCCAAUACCUACGGCCUCAAAAAGCACCGCCACAUUCACAAGAUGGAGCGCUUUGCUGCCAUGGGGGCCCAUAAGGAACAGCCCUAAUGUUGGAGUAGCAGCAGCAGAAAAGAUGGGCGGUCCAUAUCUUGGUACUGUAGGAUGGGAAGGGAAGCUAGUUCCAGGUGCCUGUGAGCCAUGAUGGCAAGGGAGUUCCAUGUAUAGAAAAAUAAGAUGUGCUCAUUGGCAGCGAGAUGCUCCAAUUGGGCACUAACUUGGGAAGAGUCAUCAAACGAUGAGGGCAUGACCAGGACAAGCCAGGUAGAAGCCAGGAUGGAUUGUAAAGGUAGGGUGCAUAAGUAGCAAGAGGUAGCCGCCAAUUACCUGCUAGAUUUCUGCUCUCUAACAGAGUAUCUUGUCCACUCUGGAUUUCUUAACUAAUUAAGAAAGGGGAAAGGGAGAUGGAGAUAGCAAUCAUAGAAGUGACCUUUGCCUGUCAAGCAUGGCUACAGUGUUGGGGGAUGGAAGUUUCUUCCUGUUUCUCAGCAAAUGGGAGCAAAUGAGGUUAUGGUGGAAUGACAUUUUUUUCAUUUGAAGCCUACAUUCUGGAAUGGAGCAGAAACCACCCGGCAUUCCAAUUUACAAGAAGAGAUGGUGCUUCCUGUAAUCCCCUUUACCUAGAAAGAAGCAUGAGAGCCAAUUCAUUCCUUUGGGAAUGAGGCAGGAAAGACCAUGAUACAGCACUUGAGAAAUGUCCACCAAUGUUUUCUGUAAACCCAACCAUCUAAUCUGUAUUAGGUGAGCCUUGCUUGCAUUCUGAGGGAAAGACUUUAAUUAGUGUCCUUUCUUCAUAUGUAUAAAGAAAAUAGGCUAGUUGUCAGUUUUCUAAGACCUUGGAGGUAGUGAGACAUGGCUGUGAACAAUAGAAAAUUAAAGGAGUGUGCUUGAAUUGUCUAGUGUGUGGCACAAGAUGUCUAAAUGUUGUGCCAUAACAUUUCUACUAUAUUCCUGCCUCCAGAACAGUACCAGUUCAUGAUGCAGCUGGAGGAUCACAAAAACUCUACCAAAAAAAAAAAAAAAUCUCGAGCCUAGAAGGUUUCUAGCCAAGCCUCCCUGGCAUGCCACUUUCCACAUUUAGGGAGCACUGAAUGUUAAAAAGCAUUUGGAAUUGUCAUUUUUCCCAUAUGCACCCCUGAAGAAGCAAAAUCCCAGGAUAAUUGUAUUGUGUGUUUUUCUGAAUAUUCAAGUUGGCCCAUCAGGAGUAGGGAGUAGAGAGGAAGUACAAAAGUAGCCUAGGCCCCCUCUCCCUUGGGUUAGCUCUCUUCCUUCGUGCUCAGCAUUGUAGAAUUCUUCCCUAGCCUAUCACACUAUUGGACUUAAUAUAGAUGAACUCAUAUGUGAAGAAUACCUUACUUUGAGCUCUAAAGCGGAGUGUGGAUCUGGAAUGAGAGCCGUGAUUGAGUACAUUUGCUAAUGUUCUAGCCUUCCCCUCUGCCCACCACUGAAAGCUGGUUAUGAAACAGUGUGUGAGCGAGAAAUAAACUUAAUUGGUGGGCCUACAUGCCAACCAGGAUUGCACAUUGCUUUGGCUGCUCGGCUGCUCUCCUGCAUUCCCUGGUUUGAUCAAUAAACCCAUCCCUUUCCUAGCAAGACAUUGUGCAUCCACAGAGUUCAUUGAGCUAACUGCCCAGGCCUUGUAGCUCCACGGUUAUUAGAGUUGUACAGUACUUCAGGUUUGAUUCCAAAAAGGUUCUUCAAAGCACACACACAGCAUCAGGGAUUGUGUGACUGCCGGAGAUGUCUGUUUAAAAGUCACCAACAGGUGUUGUGUUCAUGGCCCCAAGCACUCAGAAGCACCUUAUCAUAAUCAAAUCUGAAGAAAUGCAUAGCCCCGUGGGAUGCAUGUUCGACCUCAGUCUGGUGGACCCUCACAGCACCCAAAGUGGAGAAUACUGACAAGGCAUGAAUAAAAAGAUCUUUGCAAACUCUGGCUUUCCCCGACACCCUCACCCCUUCCCUUCCCAAUCCUCCUUCAGCAAAUUGUAGAAGUUACAGCACACGUUUAAAUAGAUGGGAGGGGAAACUAACUUGCUAGAUGCAACCAAAGAGUUCUAAAAAACAUGCUCCCUUGUGUAUGGUGGACACUACACAAGUAUUUCCCACUUCCUUCCCCCUUUGUAACCCAAGUUGACAUGUAUGUACAGUGUAAUAGAAAGUAGAGAGUCAUGGCAGCAUUUCCACUCCAGCAAAGUAAGAGCAUAUCUCUUAUCAAAUGGCUGCACCAAAGCUCCUUGCUGCUUUUGGUCUACUGCCCACUUGCUCACAUCCAUAGUUCCCAGAUUGGUGAGUGGCAAUCAGUGAAUAUGAGGAUCCAAAGAUGUAUUUUUUAAAUUUGGUGUCCAGUGCCUAGAAGGGGGAAAGUUGCCAAAGGAUUUUUGAGCAGAAUUGGACUUUACUGAGUGCAGGUAUUUCUCAUGGCAGCCUUCCCCAAUCCCCCAGAAGUCUUGGACUACAUCAGCAACAGCUAACCACUGUCCAUGCUCAGUGAGUGCACCAGGGGAGGGGUAGUGGUGGAUAAUGGCUGUAUUUGGGGGGAGAGAAGCACCAUUAUAAAUGCUUUCUUAGAAGAGCUGCUGCAGCAUUUGGUGGCCAAAUAUUAAAAAAGGCUAGACAUAUGAUGAAGAGUACAAAGAUGAGAAAGGAGAUGGGUAGAAGGCUAAGAAUGUUUUCCAGCUUUUCAAAGAAUUUCUCUAUUGGCUCAGCGCAGGGGGCGAAUCGUGUUGUCCACUUUGAGUCAGCCCAGUUAAAUUAAUGUCUCUGUCUGAAACAUACUGGCUGCUCCUCUGUCUCCAGAAGUGAUUGAAACUGGAUGUUCCUUUUCUUGUUUUAUCUUUCUACUAAAUUGUUAAAGGUCUGAACUUGUAGCUGAAAUUCAGUGAACUAUUCUGUGGUGGUGGCUAUACCUCUGCCUGUCUUUUACAAAAACUGUUUUUCCCCAUUUAGAAUUUUUCUUCCCCGCCAUCGUAAUUUGCAAGUAGAACUGAGUUUAAUAUUAGUUUCCCUCCUCAUGCGUACUGUACCUGCUUUGUAGGAUUAGGUAUUUCUACACUGUACAUUACUUCCAGAGAAGCCCCAUUGACAGCUCCCCAAACUGGUGACUUGCUCUUACAGGAAAGGCUAUUAUUGGUUAAUAUCACCCAUUUCUUCAUCUUGGGGAAAAAUGGGUUCACAAUGACUAAUCAAUAGGUGAUGUGCCUGUUGACUGGUUUAAUAAUAGCUUCCCAAACAGACAAUGGAAUAUAAAGUGGAGAAACAAGUUGAUCAAAGAACGUACUAUGUUCCAAAAUCACUAAAUAUAUGCAUUUUUCUCAAGGAUACAGGAUUUCU